Messenger RNA from Wyeomyia smithii (pitcher-plant mosquito), 2187 nucleotides. Its product is annotated as coiled-coil domain-containing protein 1-like. The record is from RefSeq and is a predicted model, not a curated record. The transcript has 4 exons. NCBI's taxonomy places the organism in Eukaryota, Metazoa, Arthropoda, Insecta, Diptera, Culicidae. The coding region runs from base 345 to 1601 and encodes 418 amino acids.
AACGAGUAACAUCGUUUCGGGCGCGUGAGCAUCAUCCGUAUCAGCCGUUGUCGAUGUAGAAGCUGGAACCGAAAACCGGCAGGCAGAUAGCGUGUUUGCGGGAGUGAGCGAAACGGAACGACAUCGCGGGAUUUACCAGAGCGGGGGAAAGAAAGUAGCCGAACAACGAAAAACACGUCCAUCAUACAAAGUUUUCAUUAAGAGUCGAAGAAGUGGAAAAAGUUUAGUCAGUCGCGCAGAGUGAUCGGUGAAAGAAAGUCGUGUUUUUUUCCUGUUCGAAGAGGAAGGCCGGGCGUGUUAUAAAGCCUAUUUUACGCUGAUAGUUUAAGUUAAAAUAAUUUAAAAUGAAAGUCACAUUUCUGCUCGAGUUGCUGCUAAUUCUGAUAAUAAUUGCUUUUGCUGCCUCGAAGCCAAUCGAAGAAGGACGAAGUGUGCGGAAAGGAGCACUUAUUCACCGGCAGGCAGAAGAAGAGGUAGCAGAUGCCGCAGCAGCAGCAGUAGAAACCGGUCCAGUACCUGUAGCACCCGUUUCCGGUGGCGAUGAUGAUGACGACGAUGAUGAUUCGGACGAAUUCGAUCUAGGAGAUGACGACUCAGCCGAGGAUGAUGAUGGCGACGAUGAUGAUGAUGACGACGAUGAUGACGACUUGAUUGGUAUUGGCGGAUCUGUUGAAGAUGAAAUCGAUGAUGAUGACGACGACGAUGAUGAUGACGAUGAGGUUGCUCCAGCCGCAGUCGCUCCUGUGGUGCCUGCUGUUGCUGAUCAACAGAAACAGUCGGCUGUCAGUCAACCCGCAGCUCCUGUUGCGGCUGUUGAAGAAGAGGACGACGAAGAAGAUGACGAUGACGAUGACGAUGAAGACGACGAUGGGUUGGGGUUUUUCGGUGAAGAUAUUCUAGGCGCUUUCGAUGACGAUGAUGAUGAUGACGAUGACGAUGACGACGAUGACGAUGAAGAUGAGCCAGCACCAGUUCCAGUUGAAGCUCCCGUCGCUCCCGUUGUUGCCCCAUCGAAAAAACAAAAGAAGAAGCCUGUCCCAGUAAAGGAACCAGUGGCCAGCGUGCAGAAUACUCAAGCUCUUCUAGAUUUGGCUGAUGCAGCUGCUGCUCAGAAUGAGAUUGAAGCUCCACCAAAGCCAAAACCGGAAGGUAUUGACGUGAACAAUGAGGUUAACAAGAUUGUUGAAUCCCUUGCAGCACAGAAGGCUGAUCAGAACGCUCAGCCGGCGACGGAACCUGCGACGGAAGAGGAAGAGGAAGCCGAAUACGACGAGAGUUCGCCAGAAAAGGUACAAUCACUAUCCUCUGAUAAUAAUAAAGUUGACGUUGUUGCCGCUCCUGCAGCCGUGACCGCCACUAAGCCGACCAGUGACGAUGACGACAUCUUCGAAGGUAUCACAUCGUUAGUGGACGAUGACGACGACGACGAUGACGACGACGACAGCGACGAAACGACGGCACAGAAAGUUGACCAAACUGCCACGAAUAGCGAAAAUGAGACGCAAUCCGAUGACCCCGAGGACGAUGACGAUGACGAGGAGGACAGCGAUGAACUGAUCGACGAAAGCGCCGUGGAGGAAAUCGCCGAAUCUGACGUGUGAGUGCAGUUGUUUUCCUUUACAACUCCCCAUCCUAGAGUAGAAAUGGAUAAGGAAGAAGAAUGAGAAGAAGAAGAGAAAGGAAAUCUAACAGGUUAAAAGCAGUUGAGAGUGAAAGAGAGAACGAAGGAUCGCUAGAGAGAGAAAGACUCUUAUGACCAAGGCCAACGAAAAUACUAACUCAUUUUCAUGUGUGGCCGAGCUCCCACCCCUAAACAUUUCAGCAUCUUCCUAAUCUUCGAUUUACGAAGAUUUUUUUGCAACUGAAUCUAAACUUCGAAACUCAAAGUAGAGAAAAAAAAAAGAAAACGGAAAAUUUAAAUUUUCACGAGCCAUUAACAAUGAAGAUGAAAAGCGAGAGGAAACGACCAAUCAAGACUUGUACAUGACCGCGAGACACCUCCAAAACUUACCCCUGACCCGGUAGCGUUAAGUUAAUUUAUUUAUUUAUGUAUUUAAAUUAUUUAUUUAAUUUAUUGAGCGUGUAAAAAGACAAACCAGACUAAAAGCAGAGGAAAACAAAAUAACGCAAACAGAAGGGAAGGUCUCGACUUUGACGUAAUUGUGAAAAGAAAUAAUGUAAAAGUGA